This is a messenger RNA of Andrographis paniculata, 1199 nucleotides long. RefSeq lists its product as uncharacterized. Bases 344 to 1033 code for a protein of 229 amino acids. The record is from RefSeq and is a predicted model, not a curated record. The transcript is spliced from 6 exons. Lineage: Eukaryota; Viridiplantae; Streptophyta; Magnoliopsida; Lamiales; Acanthaceae.
GCCCCUUUCCUCUUCUUCGCCCUGCCCUGCUUCUUCUGCGUCUUACUUCUUCUUCUUCGUCUUCUUUCUUCUUCUUCCUUCAUCGAUUUCUUGGUUCAUCUUCUUCCUCUUCGUCUUCGUCUUUUUCUUUGUGUUCUUCUUCACCAACUGACUGACCUCCGCCCUACACCCCUGAAAAUCGCACCUCCUCACUGUCUUCGGCCAUCGACCGCGCUCCACCGCUGCCCGCAGACGUCCUCAAACGCAAACCUUAGCUUUUCCUGUGUGUCAUACCUGCCAUUGAGGGACAACGUACUUUUCGGCAGAAGUCUAAGCGUCGAUCCAAGGUUGCUGCAUUGUAGUAAUGGCAAGAACCAAGCGUGAAAGGCAAUCUAUAUUGCAAGAGGUUGGAGGUUCACCACUCCGACGGGUCACAAGAGCCCUAGCACGCAGUAGCCCCAAGACAACCAAUCACCCGGAGGUUAGUGCACCCUCUCCACCGAAGCAAGUUGGUCCUAAACGGCUAACCACUAGACGCAAGGGUGCCCAUGUCUCACCUCUUUUGGACCGCUUAAAAUCAAUUACUGAAGAGUGGGAGAGAGAGCGGGAUGCUCGGACGGCAGCAAGGGCAGAUGCAUCCUCCGUUCGAUGUCCUUUAUUGCAGGAUUCACAGGAGCCAGAGCAGACGGUGAUCGGCGAUGUGAUGGAUGAUGAUACGAUAGGCCCUACACAGGGGAUGGAAACAACUGGCCCCAUUACGUUGGGAAUAAACCAUGCGCCGGUGGAUGAAAUCGAAGAACCUCCGGAAAUGGAUGAAGAUGAUCUCACCCAGAGGGAUGAACCAGCUGAGACGGAAGAUCCAAUAACAGAAACUAAGAGGGGGCGGGGAGCGGCCAAGAUGCCUUGUGGAUGGGGUGGGGACACCCCAAUGACUGUGUUUAUGGCCAGGGAUGGCAGAAGCAUCAUCGGGCCAGAUGUGAAGGAUUACAAAAGUGGAGUUGGAGUCAUCGCCAGAAAUGGGAUGCGUCUUCCAUUACGGUAUUCGAGUUUCUAAGCAAUUCCCGAACAAUUGCGGCAAGGUGCAUGGAUUGAGAUACGGGACAAUUGUGGGCUUCCGGAUUCGGCAGAGAAGGUCGUUAUGGCUGACCUGAAGGAUGUCUGGCGCCAUUGGAAAUGCAUCAUCAAGUCUACAUACUUCGCACCACACCAGAAUGAUGACG